CGCAUCGCAUCCGACGCACUUCAGCCGAGCCACUUGCGUGGAAUUUGGGGAGAGGGCUGAUUACAGCCGGAAUGGAAUGGAAUGAAGCUCAUAAGGUGCGUCCACACGUUCCGCUCACUUGGCCAAGUCGUGACGGGAGUUAGUUCUAUUUUGAUGGCCGACAAGGUCCGAACGUGAAAUUUCAGAUUAAACCACAUAAUAAACUCUUAAACUUAGCUGGAACAACAAACUAUUUGCUGAAUCUUGGUGGUUGUCCAGCAGCAGCUGAUCCAGGAAAUGCUGUAGCGGAUAUUCCUGGAAACCGAGGAGCUUGAAACCCAAAAGAGGCUACUACUGAUAACACGGAACCUUGGCAGCCUUCGUGACCCAUUACGGAAAGUUCUCCGCCUGAAAUUACAUUGAAACCGGGCGGAGUCUCACAAAUCCGGAAAAUCAAAUCGAAGUAGAGCGUUCAGAUUAAGUUAGCAUAGCGUGGCACCUUCGCACUUUUCGGCGAUAGGCCCCUUCCCGAUAAGCUUUAUCAUCUCCACGGAGCUAUAAUUCGAUAAUCGUCGUCCACCGAGCAGAAGUCAAUAUUCAAAGUAGAUCAUGGCUGUCCAGAGUAAACUGGCGGAAAUCGCCUUCAAUUGCAGCUGUCAUGAGUACAAUCACCCGUGGACCUCGAGCUGUGCCUGCGCCGCGGCGGGCAUGAUGCUCUCCGAGAUUCCCCCCAGUCUGCGCACCUACGCCACUGUUUACCUGUUGGCGCUGGUCAUGAGGGGUCGCAUACCCUCGCUCAAGGACCUUGGACGCACCGCCGCCGGUAUCCUGCAGUCGACAGCUUUCCUUUCGUUGAACGGAGGCCUCUUCGUCUUUUGCGUGUGUUUCCUGAGACAGCUACUCGGCGGAUUCUACUUCGGAACGGUGGCUUGGCUACCCUCCUUUAUUUCCAGUUUCAUUUCCUUGGCCGCCGAGCGACCAGAACGACGUGCCCCACUGGCCAUGUAUGUGGCCAACGUGGGCAUCGAGACGCUGUGGAAGAUGAUGGAGUCCCGGGGACUGGUUCGGUCCAUUCCCAAUGGCCAGGUGCUCAUCAUGGGUCUGAGUGUCACAGCCCUGAUGUACAUGUACCGUGCUGGCCUGCACAAGACAGUGGCCAAGGAUGCCACUUUCAAAGGAUUGGGUGUGAUAGUGGGCAAAGAGGAGGAGGGUCCAUUAAAGACGCCAAUGGUGACCACCUCACAGAGCUCUCGCCAGCGACCUCUGAACUUCCGCAGCAUCACCGCGUACCUGCAGCUCUACGAUCGCUUUCUGACCACCAAGCAUCCCAGUUGUCCGCACAAAAGAGGCUGUGCGCCGUAUGCCCUCCUCGGUGGACUGAAGCCUUUCCUGGGCGGCAUGGGUCUCCAGGUGGGCCUCAAGCUGCUGCUGAACAUUACCAAGAUAUUCCAGCUUAAAAUGCAGUGGCGCAAGCAGAUCUUCAACAAGGGAUCCCUGCAGUUGGGCCUGGCUCUAGGCAUCUUCUCGCUGCUCUUUAAGACAACUUCCUGUGGCCUGCGUCAUAGCUGUGGAUACGACAGUGCCCUCUUUGCCAUUCCGGCUGGCCUCCUGGGUUCGAUUGGCCUCCUAAAUUUCCCCAACACCACGGUGGCUCUUUACCUGAUGUGGAAGUCCCUGCAGCUCCUGUACAACUGGGGCGUGGCCGAGGGCAAGGUGCCCGAGGUGCCGCACUUCUCCAUGCUGAUGUACGGAUUCUUCACGGCCGUGCUCUUCCACUCGGCCAUCCUGGAGGCACGCUCACUGCGGCCCAGCUACUACAAGUUCCUGCAGAACAUCUCCGGCAACCGGAUCAGCCGCUUCAACGUGAAGUCCUUCGAGGAGUAUGGGCUGAAGAGCCAGGACCAGAUCAACUACGUGAUCAAGAAGCUGGGCAUCGAUAUGACCUCACCCUAUCCCAUUUGCGCCCUGACCGUCUAGAGUGUUUCCCUCCGCUUUCUGUAAA
Messenger RNA from Drosophila kikkawai, 1981 nucleotides. RefSeq names its product transmembrane protein 135. NCBI's taxonomy places the organism in Eukaryota, Metazoa, Arthropoda, Insecta, Diptera, Drosophilidae. The record is from RefSeq and is a predicted model, not a curated record.